Gordionus sp. m RMFG-2023 is the source of this 3486-nucleotide messenger RNA. RefSeq lists its product as uncharacterized. Gene Ontology annotation, molecular function: guanyl-nucleotide exchange factor activity; translation initiation factor binding; translation initiation factor activity. Gene Ontology annotation, cellular component: eukaryotic translation initiation factor 2B complex. Bases 37 to 2598 code for a protein of 853 amino acids. The record is from RefSeq and is a predicted model, not a curated record. Lineage: Eukaryota; Metazoa; Nematomorpha; Gordioida; Chordodea; Parachordodidae. The transcript is spliced from 14 exons.
ACAUGCAUUUAUUAUUUCUUUAAAAAUUUUGAUAAUAUGAGCAAUAUUCAAAGGCAAGACGUUAGACAAGCUCUAGUUUAUAUUGAUGCUUUUACUAAUAAUUUUAGCCCCCUUACGAUUUAUGAACAUAUGGCUUUACUUCCUUUAGUAAACAUUCCUUGUAUAGAUUAUACAAUUGAAAUUUUGAUAUCAUCUGGAAUAGAAGAAAUAUAUUUGAUUUCCUCUAUAUAUAGUGAAAAAUUAAAACUUUAUCUUAAUAACAAUAAAUGGCUUUCAAAGUUAAAAAAAUUAACAAUUACUUUGUACACCUCUGAAAGCUGUCAAACACUUGGAGAUGCAUUUAGAGAAAUAUACAACAAGGGGAAUAUAUUAAAAUCUGAUUUUGUACUUAUCAAUGGAUUAUUAGCUUCGAAUUUAAAUAUAAAGCCAAUAUUAGAAUUACAUAAAAAAAGAAGAGUAAAAGAUAAGAUUGAUUCCUUGAUGACUCUUCUUUACAGAAAGACAAGUGGUAAAAUUCCUUAUGAUCCUCCAAAUCGAUGUUUGGUAAUUUAUGAUGCAAUUUCAUAUCAACUAUUGCAUCAUUCUACUGGCACAGUUUUGAGAAAUAAAAAUGAUUGUAAUAUUGCAAUUCCUCUAGAAAUUCUUGAGAAAUGUAAUAAUGUCAAAGUUUCUUAUGAUUUGUUCAACAUGAAUAUUUGUAUUUGUAGUCCACAAGUACCACAAUUCUUUGCAGACAAUUUUGAUUAUCAAAGCCUAGCACAUUUUAUCAAUGAUAUACUGAUUAAUGAAGAAAUCUUGGGUAGUCAACUCCAUGUUUAUAUUGAAGAUAAAUUUUAUGUAUUUACCCUCUCUGAUUUGGCAAUGUAUUAUCGGAUCAGCUUCGAUAUUCUUAACGAAUGGCUCUACCCAAUAAGUCCAGAAACAUGGAGACAUCCAACCAUACCUCCUAACGAUACCAGGAUAUAUAAUCAACAUGAUAACAAAAAUAUUUUUUUGCCCUUGGAUAUAUCAACUUUCCACAUUUCACAAAAUGCCGAACUGGAACAGAAUGUGUUGAUAUCGAAUAAUUGCGAAAUCGGGGAAUCAUCUUUAGUCUUUAGAAGCGUGAUAGGGAGCAAUUGUAGUAUAGGCAAAAAUUGCGUAAUCAAAAACAGUAUUUUAUGGGAUGGAGUCAAAAUAUAUGAUGACUGCAUUAUUGACACGUGCUUAAUAGGAAAUAACGUGACAUUACACAAAAAAGUGCAUUUGAACAAACAUUGUCUGAUAGGACCCAACGUAUUUCUGCCAGCGUCACUAAAGCUUCCUGUUGGUACAGUAUGUUUAGAUGACGCGCAAAAGGCUUCCACUUUUUUGUCUCACUUUAAAACCAAAAAAUUUCGCGUCGGUAUUGCGAAAGGAAGCGACAACGUAAAAUACGUAACAUUGCGAGGUUCACCGAAUGGUCACAAGGACACUUAUUUGUACCGAAUAGUUCCUGGCGAUAUAUUGAAACAGGACCUCAUACCUUACGAUAUCAUCAAAGAAGAAACCUUAUCUUCAACCGAGAAUGGGAUCAAAUUAACGGAUAAAAUCAUUCCUUGCUACGUGCUGAAGAACAAAUUUUACAAAUGGUUCGGUCCCAGAAACCUGGUCUUGCCUCCUUUUUUCUCUCGUGAUAACAGAUUGUUUCCGAGUCACGCCAGGGCCAAUAGUCCCCGUCGCAAAUUGAUGGCCGAUGCCUUCGAAAAUGAUUCACAAAAUUCAAGCGAAGACGAAACCGGUUCACGAGCUUCCUCUAUUCAUUCUUCUAUCUCAUCCUUAACAUCUUCCAACCAAAACAUUUCCUCCUUAUCUCACACUUCUAGUCGUCCUACGAGCCCCAUCAAGUCUCAUUUUGCUGAUAUGGAUAUUACAACUAUUCUAAAUAGCGACUCGAAAAACAACUCAUCUUCAAAUAAAAAUUUAGUCAACGAUGCCGAAAAUAAAAGGAACAGAACUAUUUCGGCCGACGAGCACUAUAUCAUGUCCACCGAGGACACGAGAGGUUUCUAUUUCGAGACGGCAGAGUCCUUUCAACGGUGUGAAGAGGAAAAUAUCCCCUUAAAAAAUGUCGUGCUUGAGAUAAACGCAUCCAAGCACGCCUAUAAUGUCACUUUACAUGAUCUCUGGGUUUGCGUCAGUAAAAUUAUCUUCAAGGAUGCCGCCCUAAAUUUUAUCAAGGAGGGCUCAAAGGGGGACGAUGAUGCUCUGAUCCGGUAUUAUCAAAACAGACUUGUUCGUUACAAAGACUUGCUGGCAAACUACUUUAAAACUCCCGAAUCUCAAUAUGUUCUUUUGGAUCGUAUUCUGCUUCAUUCUUCGAAUACUGACCCUUUAUCAAUUGGUCCUAACAGCACAAAAUCAGAUAAUCAUCAACAAAAAGAUUUUUCCACAUUUGCCGUCAAGCUUACUCACUAUGCCUAUGAAAUAGAUAUUAUACCCGAAGAAGUAAUUGUAGAUUGGUUUACUGCCAAGCGCGCUCAAAUUACUUCUCCUAAGAUAUUUAAACAAAUGGAGACUUUUGUGAAAUGGCUUGAAGAGGCUGAAGAAGAAGAGGAAGAACAAGAAAUACUAAAAUGAUUGGCAUUUAUUAUAUCAAAAUUUGUUUUUUUAUAUGAUUUAGAUAAAUUGCUGUUUAAUUAUGUUUCUAAUCAUAAAAUUAUUUAUUGAAACGGCAUUUCUUACUUUUUUAAACAAAUUUUUUUAAAAUCAUUUAUAAUGUAUGACAAUAUUUUAGUUAAAUCGUCUUUUUUGGGAUUAUUAUAUGAAUUAGUAAAUCCCAAAACUAAUACAGCCAUUGUACUUUACUGAGAAGAAUCUAUCCUCAUUUACCUGCAAAUAAACAUGAUUAUAUGGCGGAGUUUGUGCUUUUUCUAAUCCAAAAAACAUUUUUCAGCCUGUUUCUUUCCCAGUUUUUUCUGACUUGUAAAAAAAGCUUUAUUUUAUCUUGUUAAACAUUCUGUUUCACUGGGUAGAUUAGAUAUUUUGAACAACAAUUCUUAUAUUGACUUUGAAGCUUAUGUCUUUACUUUGGGGUAAGGUUUUCGCUUAUAUUCUCUGUAAUCAUUCUCCGAUUUCAAGCUUUAACCUCUAUUUCUUGAAUAACUGAAGCAAUUUAAUGAGGAUAUACCUAAAUAGGUAUCACAUUAUUGGGAUUCAACUUAGUAUAUUGAUAAUUUUUUGUUAUCACAUUAUUGGGAUUCAACUCAGUAUAUUGAUAAUUUUAACCUUGUAUAUUGAAAAGAAUUUGUCAAGGUAACUGAUUAAUUCGAAAUCCAUUUCUAGAUCCAAAAUAUCCUUAUAUGAUUUUAAUCAGAGUUUUAACCAGAAGCUGUGAACCGGGUCUAGAAGACAGUUUUCGUGAACCCAACCAUUUUUUUCAAAAUACUUGUAAAUUCAGUUUCCUACAAAUAAAAUUUUUAAAUGUGCAAUUGAAUAUUUUUUUGGCGUAUAUUAUUGAAUUAUGUA